GCAUCUGCAGCAAGGCCACUUCUAUUAGGAUCACUUUCUACUAUUCGCUUUCUUCAGCCAUCAGUAUUUAUAUGUAGAAAGUGGAGUGCCUGGGGCCCCUCGCCCACGUUGGAGGUCACUGCAAGGUCACAAAGGCCACAGACCGUAUUGACUGCAGCGGAGACACACUGGCUAGAAAACUCAGAGGACAAUAUUUGAAGACCUUUGCUUGUGUUGCCUGUGACCCGGGUCAUGCCCUGGAAACUAAAGGAGAUCCUGUCCUCAAAGCCUUUUAAUUGCUGGACUAAAGACUGAAUGCCGGCCUUGUUCAAAACCAAAGCCACUGCUGGUCCAGCUAGGAAUUGGUGAACCAAGCAGAAAAUUCCAGGGCACAGGCCAUUGCAGGCCCCAGUUUGGAAGAUUCUGUUCCCACAACCUGACAGCAUGAGCCAGCCCGUGGCUGCCAUGUUCCUGGUUCCAGCCCUGCUCCAGCUGAGCUUGAAGAGUUGGGCUCUGUGGAGGGGACGAAGGGGAGAAUGGGAAAGACCCCCCAGUGCAGGCCAGGAGGAGACCUGGGGCUGGCACUGGCUUGGCCCCGGCACCUCCAAUGGAUCUGGUCCUGCCAAACUCCAAGCCCCUUCCCCAGGAAGCAUCCUGGUCUCAGAGACAACGGUCCAUGGCUUACAGGCUGCCGGGCCCUGGGAGGAGGCUGCUGAGCCCCAGGCCAUGGUCCAGUCUCGCCGGACCUGGAACCUGGGAGCCACGCCCUCGCUGCGAGGACUGUGGAGAGUGGGCCGGGCCCCGGAGCCCGAGCUGGGGAUGGCUCGCCCCGCCCCAGCCAGCCCUGCCGCCCGCCCUUUCCCACACACCGGCCCGGGGAGGUUGAGAACUGGACGUGGAAAAGACACCCUGGCUGGCGGUGACGAGGACUCUAGUGCCCGAAGUGCAGCUCGCCCAGCUCUAGCUCAGUGCCGAGCCCUCAGUGUGGACUGCACUGGCCCCGGGAGCCCCCGCAGGCUCUACCUGAGCGUGCAGCCGGCCCUGCAGGACAAGGGGUGCAAGAACAAGAGUCAGGGGACGAAAGAAGAGAAGCUCCUGAAGAGGCAGGCGCCGGCCCCCAAGCGGGACCGGGAGGCCCAGGAAGCUGGUGGCACCAUGAAUGUAGAGAAAACAGGUGGGCGGCUGUUUGGCAGCGGGAGGUGCUCGAGCCUUUCGGGGCCCCCAGGUGCGGCCCCUGUGGUGCAUAGGAUGGUGGAGGCCAUGUCCCAGCUCCAGGAGGAGAAAGCCCGACUACAGGAGGAGCUGGCGGCCCUACGGGAGAAGCUGGCCCUCCACGACAGUGACCAGACAGCCACAUCUACCCAGCUGCAGAACCAGGUGGAAAACCUGAAGGAGAGGCUCAUUAGCCAGGCCCAGGAAGUGAGCCGCCUCCGGUCAGAGCUGGGAGGCACCGACUUGGAGAAGCAUCGGGACCUGCUGAUGGUGGAGAAUGAGCAACUGAGGCAGGAGAUGCGGCGCUGUGAGGCUGAGCUGCAGGAGCUGCGGGCAAAGCCAGCGGCCCCCUGCACGGGCUGCGAGCACAGCCAGGAGAGCGCCCAGCUCCGUGACAAGCUAUCACAGCUCCAGCUGGAGGUGGCAGAGAACAAAGGUGUGUUGUCAGAGCUGAACCUGGAGGUGCAGCAAAAGACCAACCGGCUGGCGGAAGUGGAGCUGCGGCUCAAGGACUGCCUGGCCGAGAAAGCGCAGGAAGAGGAGCGGCUCAGCCGGCGCCUGCGUGACAGCCACGAGACCAUUGCCAGCCUGCGGGCCCAGUCGCCGCCUGUCAGGUAUGUCAUCAAGACGGUGGAGGUGGAGUCGUCCAAGACCAAGCAGGCCCUCAGUGAGUCCCAGGCCCGGAACCAGCACCUGCAGGAGCAGGUGGCCAUGCAGAGGCAGGUGCUGAAGGAGAUGGAACAGCAGCUGCAGAGCUCCCACCAGCUGACCGCACAGCUCCGGGCGCAGAUCGCCAUGUACGAGUCGGAGCUGGAGCGGGCACACGGGCAGAUGCUAGAGGAGAUGCAGUCCCUGGAGGAGGACAAGAACCGGGCCGUCGAGGAGGCCUUCGCCAGAGCCCAGGUGGAGAUGAAGGCCGUGCACGAGAACCUGGCAGGCGUCCGGACCAACCUGCUGACACUGCAGCCAGCCCUGCGGACCCUCACCAAUGACUACAAUGGGCUCAAGCGACAGGUGCGCGGCUUCCCCCUGCUACUGCAGGAGGCCCUCAGGAGCGUCAAGGCCGAGAUUGGCCAGGCCAUUGAGGAAGUCAACAGCAACAACCAGGAGCUGCUGCGCAAGUACCGCCGGGAACUGCAGCUGCGCAAGAAGUGCCACAACGAGCUCGUGCGGCUGAAAGGGAAUAUCCGGGUGAUUGCUCGUGUCCGGCCAGUCACCAAAGAGGAUGGGGAAGGACCUGAGGCGACCAAUGCAGUGACCUUCGAUCCUGAUGACGACUCCAUUAUCCACCUGCUGCACAAAGGAAAGCCUGUAUCCUUUGAGCUGGACAAGGUCUUCUCCUCGAAGGCCUCACAACAGGAUGUGUUCCAGGAGGUACAGGCCCUCAUCACCUCCUGUAUUGACGGUUUCAACGUCUGCAUCUUUGCCUAUGGCCAGACGGGUGCUGGCAAGACGUACACGAUGGAGGGGACCCCUGAGAACCCAGGCAUCAACCAGCGGGCCCUGCAGCUGCUCUUCUCUGAGGUGCAGGAGAAGGCAUCCGACUGGGAGUACACCAUCACCGUCAGCGUAGCCGAGAUCUACAACGAGGUCCUCAGGGACCUGCUGGGGCAGGAGCCCCAGGAGAAACUGGAGAUCCGGCUGUGCCCAGAUGGCAGCGGGCAGCUGUAUGUGCCAGGGCUGACCGAGUUCCAGGUGCAAAGCGUGGACGACAUCAACAAGGUGUUUGAGUUCGGCCACACCAACCGCACCACAGAGUUCACCAACCUGAACGAGCACAGCUCCCGCUCACAUGCCCUGCUCAUUGUCACCGUGCGUGGCGUGGACUGCAGCACCGGCCUCCGCACCACUGGGAAGCUGAACCUGGUGGACUUGGCCGGCUCAGAGCGAGUGGGAAAGUCGGGGGCCGAGGGCAGCCGUCUGCGGGAGGCGCAGCACAUCAACAAGUCACUGUCAGCCCUGGGGGACGUUAUUGCUGCCCUGCGCUCCCGUCAGGGCCACGUGCCUUUCCGCAACUCCAAGCUCACCUACCUCCUGCAGGACUCGCUCAGUGGGGACAGCAAGACCCUCAUGGUGGUACAGGUGUCCCCCGUGGAGAAGAACACCAGCGAGACGCUCUACUCCCUCAAGUUUGCUGAGAGGGUCCGCUCUGUGGAGCUGGGCCCCGGGUCCCGCAGGGCAGAGCUGGCAUCCUGGUCCAGCCAGGAGCAUCUGGAGUGGGAGCCAGCCUGCCAGACGCCACAGCCUUCGGCUCGAGCCCAUUCGGCCCCCAGCUCUGGGACCACUAGCCGCCCAGGCUCCAUCCGGAGGAGGCUGCAGCCCUUGGCCUGAGGCUGGGGCUGCAGAGUCUCCAGGGAAGUCGAGGCCGUUGCCUGUGUGAUAGACACGUCUACCCUGCCGUGCCAGGGGCUGGGUCCCGAGGCCUCACUGGCCUACUCCUGCUGCAGCCCAGGAGACGGAGGCCAGAGUGGAGGCUCCUCUUCUCUGCCUCCCCUCAGACAUGAGAAACAUGUUCAGAAGGAAAUGGUGUCUCAGCUGUGGCUCUGGGUACAAAUGGCAUGGGAUGGAGGGCAGGAGUGGCCUGCUCCGCCUGGCAGACCCAGGCCUUCAGAGGGCCCUCACGGGGAGGGCAGCAGUGGGGGAGGGUGGGCCCGCGCCCGGGCUGGCCAGACCUCCCAGCCUGCAGGGCACCCUCUGUAGUGGGUGGCCUGGCAGGCACAGGACCAUGGGAAUGGGGCAGUUGGUGGGCACCCCAGGGCAGUCCUGCGCCCCCACUGGGCAUGUACAUAGUGUUCAUUAGUGUACAUAGGAGGCCGGCCCUGCCUGCCACGGGCCGCGCUGUAUUUAUGGCUGAGGCCAGAGGGCCGGGAUUCUGCGGCUGCCGCCAUCUGCCUGACACCCGGCGCUCGCCUUGCUCACUGGCCUCUGGACAUCGUCCUCCCUCUGAAAUCCUAUUUAAGAACUUUUGGAAGCUUAGCCAUUUUUACUUAUUAAAAUAAAAGCCUUUUUACACAAGUGUAGCCUGAAAGAGUUGGUCCUGUGAGCCCCGGUCGGGCCACAGGAAGCAGGGCAUC
This is a messenger RNA of Rhinolophus ferrumequinum (greater horseshoe bat), 4265 nucleotides long. RefSeq names its product kinesin family member C3 (gene KIFC3). NCBI's taxonomy places the organism in Eukaryota, Metazoa, Chordata, Mammalia, Chiroptera, Rhinolophidae. The transcript is spliced from 23 exons. Bases 424 to 3522 code for a protein of 1032 amino acids. Gene Ontology annotation, biological process: microtubule-based movement. Gene Ontology annotation, molecular function: microtubule motor activity; ATP binding; microtubule binding. The record is from RefSeq and is a predicted model, not a curated record.